CCAGCGUCCCCCCAGCACAGCACAGCACUUCACUCGCACAGCCUGAGCUUGCGCCGCUACAGACGCAUGUGUGAUGCGGCGCGGUAGGCCUCCCAGGGGCAGCAGAACCCACCAGAAUGAAGACUACUGAAGAGAAGAGUGCAAGCACACCCCGUGUGAGGUUAGCUGUUCUGGGGCAGACCAAUGUCGGGAAGUCUGCCUUGACUGUCCGCUACCUGACCAGGCGAUAUAUAGGCGAAUAUCGGUCUGAUACUGAUCUACUGUACCGGCAGACCGUGAACGUCAACAACGGGCCAGUAGACGUAGAAAUAGUGGACGUGUCUGGAGAGUCGAACGAGAGGCCGCUGCCCGCGGAGCAGGUGGAGUGGUCGGACGCGUGCGUGCUCGUCUACUCCAUCACGGACCGGCGCUCCUUCGACUACAGCCAGCAGGUGCUGCAGCAGCUGAGCCAGGCGGCCAAGCCCACGGCCCUGCUCGCCAAUAAGGCAGACCUCGAUCACCUCAGGCAGGUGACUGAAGAGGAGGGCCGGCGGGCGGCAUCCGAGGGCGGCUUCGCCUUCUACGAGGUGUCCGCCGUGGACGACACUGCCGGCCUCUACCAGGCGUUCGACUCGCUGCUGGCCGAGUGCCGCGGCGCUCAGCAGCACCAGCCCAAGGCGCGCAAGUUCUCCGUCUCCAAGAUGCUGGGCACGUUGAUCGGCAAGCAGCAGCCGCAGCCGCCCCCGCCACCCCCGGGCGCCGCCCCCGGAGGGGGCACCGUCGUCGAGUUCCACAUCGCGGAGGCGCACGGGUCGCGCCGCCACAGCCGCAGGAUCAACCUGGUGGCCGCCGCUUCUUCGUGACGUCAUCCACCGCACCGCAACCUCUCCUCACGGGCUGCACGCAGUCCCUCGCUGGCCUCCCGGCGGUGUUCCGUUGCAGGGCCGGACCCGGUGCGGGAGCUUUAGGUCUCAACAUCUCGAGUCUAAAUUCCAGUCACCUCAUAGAAUGAGCGCUGUCUCAGUUCGGCGACCUUAGGAAGCAGCGACUUCGCUGAAGGCGCAGGUGCUUCGUUGAGGCCGAUUUUCUUCGCCGAGUCAUGUCUCACAGUAGUGAUUACCACUUCAUUCACUGCUGUGGCUUACGUGCACAGUUCUGAGCUGGAAAUGUAUUGUCACAAACACUACUGCACAACGUGGCUGACAGUAUUGCCUAACAUGUGUCUCCAAUAUUUCCGGUCAACAUUCCCGGCCUAUACAAAAGCCAAUAUGAAAUGUCUAUGACCUGUGGCAUAAGAAUAACAUUCUCAUAAGGCACUAUACGACAACUCAAUCCAGAAACAAAACUCUUUAGUGUCUGGCUGAAUGUGAUACGCUUCGCACUCAAUUUACGUAUGUAAACUAUUAAUCUCCAUAUGAAACUUCCUGGCAGAUUAAAACUGUGUGCCGGACUGAGACUCGAACUCGGGACCUUCGCCUUUCGCGGGUAGGUGCUCUACCAACUGAGCUAUGCAAGCACGACUCAGGCUCCGUCCUCACAGCUUUACUUCCGGCAGUACCUCGCCUCCUACCUUCCAAACUUUACAGAAGCUCUCCUGCGAACCUUGCAGAAGUAGCACUCCUGAAAGAAAGGAUAUUGCGGAGACAUGGCUUAACCACAGCCUGCUAGAGCACCUGCCCGCGAAUGGCAAAGGUCCCGAGUUCGAGUCUCGGUGCGGCACACAGUUUUAAUCUGCCAGGAAGUUUCAUAUCAGCGCACACUCCGCUGCAGAGUGAAGAUCUCAUUCUGGAAUCUCCAUAUGUUUUCUGAGUAACACGUUUUCUUUCCAUCAUGAUCGUCUGUUUUCAGAUUUACACAGGAGAACUCUUACAUGUGGUUACUUGUAUAAAUAGCAAUCACAUUUUAAUCUCUUUGUCGUUGUUGACGAUUGCAUGUCGUAAGUUGGUAGUCUAAUGUAUUUUACUAUGUGAAAGACUAUAGCCUUCCUCAAGCUACACUGAUUUUUACUGCAGCAUAAAAGCAGAAGUUGCGAAUUUCACUAUUAUUUACUUGAUUAUUAGUUUCCGGCUAUGACCCAUUUUCGUAUCAUCCAGAUAAUCAAGAAUGAUAUUCCCAAAACAUAGCAACCAUGUCGAGAUAACAAACAUAUACGCAAAAUGAAGUGGUGACUAAUAGUUAGAGAGCAUAUAGAUAACUAUAGAUAAGCUUAUCGCUAUAUUCUGUAACCGUUCAUCUGCACUUUGUUGUACGUAUAUUUUUGUUUCCAGAAUGUGAUUUUCACUCUGCAACGGAGUGUGCACUGAUAUGAAACUUCCUGGCAGAUUAAAACUGUGUGCCGGACCGAGACUCGAACUCGUGACCUUUACCUUUUGCGGGCAAGUGCUCUACCAACUGAGCUACCCAAGCACGACUCAUGUCCCGUCCUCAGAGCACUUGCCCGCGAAAGACAAAGGUCCCGAGUUUGAGUCUCGGUCCGGCACACAGUUUUAAUCUACCAGGAAGUUUUAUAUGUUUGUUAUCUCUACAUAGUUGCUACAUUUUGGGAAAUAGCUUUUUCGACCAACUGUAUGAUAUGAAAACGUGUCCCUGCACGGAACUAUUCAUUAAGUAAAUAAAAGCGAAAUUUGCAGCUUUGGCUGUUUUUCCACCGUAUUGGCUAACAAAAGUUGCUGCCCAGCAAUUACUCCAACAUGCUGGAAGUUCGUACACUGAUUUCUCAUCAAAAUUUUGGUUUGUACCCUCCACUGUCGGUUUCGGCUUCAUAUGUCUUACAAAAAGUAAAAAAAGCAGAUUUUCGCACCAAUUCACGUUAUCUUACCUACAUAGUACUGUGUCAGUGCAAGAUACCGGUGGUUCUGUCGGCUAUCCAUGCAUCGACGUUUUUCAUUGAAUCGAUAUAAAUGUGACAGAGAUGUGACUGGUUUCAAAGAUAUAUCAGAUGACGCAAUGUGCAUUCCAAAAUCGAUCACGUAAGUUGAUUAAUUAUCAACAGCAAUAAUGUGCAGCCUAGAAGUCUGUUAUCUUCGCACACAACAUAGUAAUCAAGGUCGGUUUGAGACAAGAGCGUCUCAAGUUACCAACUGAGAGGGGCGCCAGGAACUCCACAACGUAGAGCGACAUUUUAUGUCGCUGUUGGACCUUAGAAAAGUAUCCCGGAUUCCAAUAAAUAUAUGGUAACGCAGAUAACGGUGUCGGUAAUCGAUAUUAAAAAGACACCUUUCAGUUGCUCACAAGCUAUUUACUAUUCCACCGCUGUACACGACUGGCCCAUUAUCAGGACGACUGCCACUAAUCACAUCAAAGUUGGCUUCACGUAUACUGCUCAGCAAGCGCCAACGUUUCUUUAAUGAAGGAGGAAGUUUGCUGCAAAAAUGUGACAACGUAAAUACUUGAUAUCUCUUUUGAAUCAAAUAACAGCAUCAAUUAAAAUUAUAUUUUCAAGCACCACGAGUGGUCUCAGCCACCUAAACCAUUUUCAAGGGGUUAUGAGCCUAGUGCUGAGUCUAUCUGUGAAGCUCCACUACGCUGUACCCAUAAUCUCUCGAGAAUGGCCUUGGCAGCUGAAACUGGUAGUAGUUUGGCAACAAAACUGAUGCUGUAACUACCACACUGGCGGCCCAUAACCAACAUGUUCAAAUUGCUGGGAAAAAAAAUGCUUUCGUACUAAAAGCGUGAGGUAGAAGCAACAGCUCACGCUAGCUACGGUAGAAAACCGAUUGUUGCGUUCUGAUACUCAGUGUAGGACGUUUCUAAGCUUCUCGCUUAAAGGUGUUAUUUAAAAAACGUUUGUCAGUAUAUGAGAACUGCGGACUACCAGCCAUCCAGAAUGUUCAGAUCUCAAUGUACUUUACAACGGAGUAAAUUAUCAUGUCUUUUAUGCGUAAUGCAAUACAAUUUUUCCUUGACAAUAUAAUUUUUCAGUAUUUUUAUGCUUUAAGCAUUCUGGCAACUUUAACACAGGGUCAAUACUACACACCCACUAAUGGAAAGCAAAAGUGGCUGCACCGUGACACAAAGCAAUUUCGUAUGAGCCAUUUGUAAUCUCAGUUAUGUAAAGAACUUUUAGUGUUAAAUUUCGUUCCUCUAAAUGUUAUUGAGCGGUACAUAAAAUUAGCGUUAGCUGUUCUCUUACAAUAACAUCGAUGGGCUCCACUAGAAUAGCUUACUUUCUUGUAGCUGCCAUGAUAAUCUGAUACGCGUCUUGAUGUAAACACAGCCAUGUUAUACAAUUUUUGCAAGACGCUUCACUGAGUGUUCGGGCAACGAUUUCCAGCUUAGUGUAUAAGGUGUCUUUCAGAUAACUGAUUAAGACAUACUUAAUCCUCCUGAUCUCCAUAUUUUGUAACUAUUAAGCUGACUACAAGUUUUCUUAACUAAUACCGUACCAGUGGCAAACAACUAUUGAAAUUUGUAAAAGAAUGUUAUGAACCUUACCAAAGAUUAUUGCAAUUAAAGAAUUAAUGUGAGAUGUAUGGAAGAACUCGCAUGUUCAUAAUAAUAAAACUUUUGCUUACAAAUUAUCGAAUGUUACAAAAUAAAGGAUGAAGAACUUUAUUAGAAGUAUGCAACAGU
Molecule: messenger RNA, 4551 nt
Organism: Schistocerca nitens (vagrant locust)
Lineage: Eukaryota; Metazoa; Arthropoda; Insecta; Orthoptera; Acrididae
Product: ras-related and estrogen-regulated growth inhibitor-like
Exons: 6
Coding region: 117-842 (241 amino acids)
Molecular function (GO): GTPase activity; GTP binding
Source: RefSeq, a predicted model, not a curated record